Molecule: messenger RNA, 2010 nt
Organism: Paraphaeosphaeria sporulosa
Lineage: Eukaryota; Fungi; Ascomycota; Dothideomycetes; Pleosporales; Didymosphaeriaceae
Exons: 2
Source: RefSeq, a predicted model, not a curated record
CUGGAGCUCAGCCUCGAGCGCAGCAAGCACUCGGUGGAACUGGUAGCGAAGGACGAAGACAUCAGGAAGCUGCGAGUCAGCCAGUGCUUGCUGCAGGACGAGAACGACGACCUGCACGAGCAGCUGGAAGAGGAACAGGCGCGUUCGGAUGGGCUCGAGAACGACCUCAAUGAAGCGCUUGCCCAGCUCGACGAGCAAGCGGCUGCUGCGGAGCUAGCGCUAAACCAGAUCCGCACCCAGUCGCGGGAAGUCGCGAACCUAAAGGCUGAGCUCAAAGCAAUGGAAAAUGUCACCUCCGACUCGAAUAAGAUUCUCUCGGAGAAGCUCGCCCUCACCCGCGAGAUAUCGUCGCUCCGCCCCGAGGUCGAACACCUGCGUGCCCAAGUCGAAUCCAACACCGGCUUGCUUGCCGAGAAGCUUUCGCUGCAGCGACAAUUAACCACCGCUCAGGUGGAACUCGAGAAUGAGAAACGUACAUCAGCCCGUGUCCUCGCGAAGCAGGGGAAAAGGAUGGAGCAGGACGACGAGCUUCGAGGACAGCUAGAGGAGAUUCGCAACGAGCUCGCCAAGGAGAAGAAGGACCGCUUGAAAGCCGAGGCUGCAUUAGCCAAGGCAGAAGAGGCGACGGAGCAGGUCCAGGCCGAUCUGGAGGCGCAGCAACAAGCAACGGAGCGUGCGCAAGCCAAGCUCGACAAGGCCGGGAAGAAAGAAGCUCAAAAGGCCAGCAAGCGGGACGAGGAACGCGAUGCCGAGAUCGAGCAGCUACGUGAGGAAGUGGCACGCGAGAAGAGGGCUCGUCUAGCUGCGGAGAAGGCAAAUGCGAAGAGUAGCGUGCGUGAUGCACAGUUGGAGGAACUUCAGCAACAACUCGACCUGGAGAAGCGCGAACGCCAGAAACUUGAGAAGGCCAGCAAGAAGGGCCAACAGAGCGGCCAACAAUCCGAUGGCAAAGCAGACGAUCUGAAGACGGAGCUGGACACGGAGAAGCGCGAACGCAAGCAGCAGGAGAAAGAAUACACCAAGACUCUCUCCGACCUACAAGCCAAGAACACCAUUCUCGAUGACAAGCUGAAUGCAUUCCGCGAGAAGCUUCGCUCCACCAAGGAGAAGCUCAAGCAGAAAGAGGAGGAGCUGGAACGCGCAUCUCGGGCUCAGACUGCUCCACCUGCCAAAGCCGCCCGUGAAACUUCCGUCAAGCCCGCAAAGAACAUCCGGAAGCGCAUGGCUGCUUCUGUCGAACCCGAGACCAACCUCGGCACGCCAGGAAAUGGUGUACCAGCGAAGAAGACCAAACGCGGGACCUUCGCGACAGCACUGGGCGACACGUCCAACUUUUCGCUCACGCCGUUUUUGAACCGUACCGCCGUCGGUGCGCCAGGCGAGACGAUUGUGGAAGAGGACGAAGACGAAGAUGCAGAUGACGCGACACCCACGACAUUGGUGGCCAACAAGGCGGCAGCACCACCACCCAUGAUCAAGGCCCUUGCACCUUCUGCGUCCAACAAAGCGAACGCUAAGCCUGGAGCCCGAAAGAAGACGCCCGCGCCCAUCCUUGACGUGGUUGCCGAAGAAGCCUCUCAGCUCUCCUCCAAGGAUAACUCGGAGAACUUGCUGCCCGCCGUUACCGUGCCGCUGAAGACCACUGAUGGUCCGUCCAAAGAGCCUACGAAGUCCAAGCUAGUGCCCAAGGUCAAGCCCCGCAAGUCGCUCAUGUCGUUUGCAACCUUCAUGGAUGAGCCUGCCGCGGAGAAGAAAAAGAAGCGCAAGCUGGGGACGAGUGGACUUGGGAAGACUUUGUUCGACGACGAUGAAGACGCUGAGGAGGAAGGCACGGCCAAGCCAAAGAGUAGCAAGGGUCUCUUUGCUGCGAGGGCGCUGGGGAAGGCGGGUUUGGGCAAGGGCAGGCCGAUCAGUGGGGGCUACAACAUGAUGUCCGAUGAAGGCUUCACGUUCUCGCCGCUCAAGAAAGACAGGAGGGCUGCCGGUGCUGGCGCGAGUUUCUUGAAGUGA